AACUCUGAGAAUAACUAAACUUAAAGCAAUAAUAAUAAGAAUUCGUCCAGAAGUGAUUCAAAUCCGUUCUCGCGCCGAAACCGUGUCUUCAUUCAUAAAUUCUGCAGAGGAUACGAAUUACACCAAAUCCACAGGAAUACUGAACAGUUGCAGAAAUGAUUGACAUCAAUAAAAGUUGUACCUACAACAUCCAAAUCGAAGAUUUGGCUCGAGUUGUGGAGUUUUCUCCAUACGAAUUAUCCUGUAGAUUAUUGGCGAUCGGCACAAAUAGCCGAAUUAUUAUUUUCUCAUGCCGUUUCCCUGAAGAAGAUGCAGAAUUAAAAAACAUGGAAUAUGAAGAAUUACAAAUAUUACAAGCCGGUUGUGCCAUUACUGCUCUCAGCUGGAGUCCAGACACUUCCGUUUCUCAUAUCACAAAUUUUAUCAAGCUUGCUGCUGCAGGAAUGGACCAUAACAUAAGGCUUGUGUCAUUUGACCUGAAAAAGGAACCAGUUGUUGAGGAGCUGUCUGGUCAUAAAAGCUUCAUCAAUGCAAUUGCUUACGAACCAAAUGUAGGGCAACAACUUGCAAGUGUUGGCGACGAUAAUACCUGCAGAAUAUGGGAGACCAGUGGAGAGGAAUCUAAAACGAAAGAAGUGUUGUGUUUUUACCUGAUGUCGCCAGGUGUCAGUGUUUGUUGGCACUAUGAAGAACCCAAAAAGAUUCUUGUAGCACAAAAGAAUGGUAUAAUUCGGUUCUUCAGUCUUCAUAACCAGCAACCUAUCAUGUCACUGGACUGUGGUCAAGCUCCACUCAUGGCAGCAGAUUGGUGCCAUAUCAAUUCUCUUGCUGUUGUUGCUGCUGCAGCCACAGACUGGAUAUUAUUUGAUUCCUCUGUAUCUAGUGGUCCAGCUGAUAAGAAACAAGCCCAUCCUGAUGGUAUUACUCAGCUUCGUUGGUGUAAAUGUUCAGACAACCUUUUGGCUACCAUUGGACAUCCAGGCUGUCAAGUAAAAUUAUUCAAUGUCAAAGGUCAACAGUUACUUAUGUCCCAGUCAUACGCUGUGGGCUCAGGACUCACAUGGCAUCUAAACCUACCAAUAUUUGCUGUUGGUGGAGACAAAUUUGUAUAUUUCUGGUCAGCAACAGCUUCUUGAAGUCGUACAUGUUAUACAUCUAUAUUUCAUAAUUCACUUUAUUUCUAUAAUAAAUCUUUUUUAAAAAAAUUC
Molecule: messenger RNA, 1208 nt
Organism: Octopus sinensis (East Asian common octopus)
Lineage: Eukaryota; Metazoa; Mollusca; Cephalopoda; Octopoda; Octopodidae
Product: nucleoporin Nup37
Exons: 7
Coding region: 156-1136 (326 amino acids)
Cellular component (GO): nuclear pore outer ring
Molecular function (GO): protein binding
Source: RefSeq, a predicted model, not a curated record